This is a messenger RNA of Castor canadensis (American beaver), 4155 nucleotides long. Lineage: Eukaryota; Metazoa; Chordata; Mammalia; Rodentia; Castoridae. The record is from RefSeq and is a predicted model, not a curated record.
GCAUCAUGGCCAUCCUGUUCUCAGGCAUCGUGAUGUCACACUACACACACCAUAACCUCUCCCCUGUCACGCAGAUCCUCAUGCAGCAAACCCUCCGGACUGUGGCCUUCCUGUGCGAAACAUGUGUGUUUGCAUUUCUUGGCCUGUCCAUUUUUAGUUUCCCUCACAAGUUUGAAAUUUCCUUUGUCAUCUGGUGCAUAGUGCUCGUGCUGUUCGGCAGAGCGGUCAACAUCUUCCCUCUCUCCUACCUGCUGAAUUUCUUCCGCGACCACAGGAUCACGCCCAAGAUGGCGUUCAUCAUGUGGUUCAGUGGCCUGCGGGGUGCUAUCCCCUAUGCCCUGAGCCUGCACCUGGACCUGGAGCCCGUGGAGAAGCGGCAGCUCAUUGGCACCACCACCAUUGUCAUCGUGCUCUUCACCAUCCUGCUGUUGGGCGGCAGCACCAUGCCCCUCAUCCGCCUCAUGGACAUCGAGGACGCCCGGGCACGCCGUAGGACCAAGAAGGACGUGAACCUCAGCAAGACGGAGAAGAUGGGCAACACCAUUGAGUCGGAGCACUUGUCGGAACUCACUGAGGAGGAAUAUGAAGCCCACUAUAUCAGGCGGCAGGACCUCAAGGGCUUCAUGUGGCUGGACGCCAAGUACCUGAACCCCUUCUUCACAAGGCGGCUGACCCAAGAGCCAGGGAGACUGAAGCCCAGGGAGGAGAAGCCCCACCCCCCAAGGUCACACAGGCAACACGUGGCACUUCAUGCCAUCGACCUGCUCCUCCUCUCCAGUGUGCUGAGCACCGCCCCCUCAUACCUCCACUCCACCCUGCAGAGAAAAGCCCCAGUUGCCAGGUGGCCAGGACCUCCACCAUGGACGUAUCCAGAUGAAAAGUCUCACCAACAAGUGGUAUGAGGAGGUGCGCCAGGGCCCGUCCGGCUCUGAGGAUGACGAGCAGGAGCUGUUCUGAUGGAGUGGGUGCAGGCCAUCUGGACAGCCAGGGCUCUGCUGCCCACAGAAACUCAGCAGGACCCGGAGGUGAAUGUGUUCAGCAGCCUGUCAGGAAAAGAGCAGAGUGGAGGGAAGGCUGUGGCCUUGGCGUGGAACUUUGCAGGUCACUGGAGCUAGUGGCUUCAGGAUGCAGCUGAGCUCCACAGUCCUCUUCAAGUGGGGCCUCUGCUCUAGCAUUGCUUCCCCACCACAUGGCUCAACCAUCAUCCCAAGUAGACGUUCCUUCAUUUUGCAGCCUGGCUGAAUGGCCAUCCUUCCCCAGGAGGAAAUGCCAGGAGCCAGUUGUGACAGCUUGCUUGGAUCAUCUCACUCCCAGACUGUACCUCAGGAGCGAUUUGCUGACGUGGGCAACUGUGCCUCUGUGAGGAGCUACUACCAUUGGCUGAGUCACUGAAGUGCCUGGAUGUCAGCAGCAGCCCUUCUGACCUAGUGGCAGGGCCUAGAGACCUUGGAAACCUCAUACACUCCCUGUGGUGUCCUGUACUCCUGGAGAGAAAAACAGGGACCUUUCUCCUACCUCUAGUUGGCGCUUCCCAGCUGGCCUUCUCAGGCAAGGUUCAACUGUUACAGUGGUACCCUCUCCAGGGCCAGCCUUUCCACAGCCCUGGUAUGCUGCCAGCCUGGGCCGGCGUGGGAGGGUAUGGAGCCCAUCCUGUGGGGUCGGAGCGCUCUCUGGUGACAGGAGUGAAAAUACAGGGUUCCUGUGGGCAGCUUCAGGUCAUGCACUUUCCCCAAGUGUGAAAGACUGUAGCCCCCUCUCUCAUUUGCUCUCCCUCACUGCUGUUCCCCCACCCUGUACUUCUUGUCACUCCAGUCAGAGGUCCGUCUCCCAGUUCCUUGCUGUCUGGGGUCCCAUCAGUCCUUGCCAAGGUUCUAGCUGCUCAAAGCACUGGAGCAGGAGAGCCCAGGACUCUCCCACAUACCCAGAACACUAGUGCCCUUGAGUCACACCUGCACACACCCCAGCAGGCACCUGCCAGUGGCCCUGGCUUCCUCACUGUAUCAGGUGAGGAGCUACCAAUCACGUUCACAUGAAGUGGAGUUACCCAAGUCUGUGCCUCACUCGCCCUUUUCACAGCUGCUGGGUUUUGCCAUCCACAGGCUUUUGAUAACUUCCAUGUGUGACUCUGGGCAACUGUGUCCUAUAGUGGGUUGAUUCAUCAUGUGCUUGGUUCUCAGCGGGGACACAGUGGGUCCAGGUGGGCUGUAGCAGGUAUGUUUUCAUCUAUUCUGCCUCAGGCACUGUGGCACUGGAUGUCAGGAAAGACUGACCUUAACCCUUUGGGAUUUGCACCAAGCACAGUAGGCCAGGCUCCAGCGCUGACAGCUCACGUUGCCCCAGAAGUGGGCAGAGCAAGACAGUCAGGACAGAAGCAUGCAUUUGCUUCUAUGCAUAGAAAGUACAUUUGUACUUAGCUGAAGUGUGGUCCUUUCUCUCCGAUUUCUCUCCUUAAUCCCGUAAUCAGAGUCAUCUCAUUCAUGGCCUUUUAUAAUGUUGAGGGAGGAGGCUUUGCCUGUAUCUUGGGUGGGAGCAGGGGUCUGAGCUCAGAACUAAUUUUCUUUCUCCCCUGAAAUUCUUAUCUCAGGGAUGUAGGUUGCUUUGCAAGCUCAAUAUCUUGCCAAGAUUUCUUUCAUUUUUCUUUUUAAAUCUUACAUUCCUAGAUUAAGCAGUGAAGAGUCAGUGUCUUGUCCAGUGUCCCAGCUGCAUCACACCUGGCAUCCCACUUGUAACUGAGACCUGAAGUCCACUGUAGCAGAGCACGUGGGGACUUGGUGGAAGGUCCCAAGCUUUGCUGGGGGAAGGGAGUUGGCAUUUCCUGGGAGAAACCAGCACCAGCCUGAAUCUCCGUGAGCCUCCUCUGCCCCCUGCUGGCUAAGUGGGGGUUUAGCACGCUGGGAGACAUCCCCAUGGAAGGAGGGCGCACUGUCCCUUGGCCUUGUAGCAAGCAAAGGCACUGAAGGUAAAGCUUUCAGGUGGGUUCUUUCGGAUGUCUUUGCCUGAGAAUCCAAGAGUUGCUACUGUUUGCCUUUGGAGUACCUAAUAAUGCUGCUGUUUGGGGCAGUAAACUUGCAGAAGAAACAGAAGUAUCCAGUUUUGCUCUACCUUCCUGUGUAUUUCAGGUCUAGGCCAAGGGAUAGCAGAACUGGCAUGAGGUAGUACUUUAGAGUGAGGUGAUGGCUGUGAAGUCAGUGAGUGCCCUUGGGGACACAGGUCCUUUAGCCAGUGAACCAAGAUGUGCUGCCACAAGCCCCAUACCCAGCAAUGCCUGGCAGCCUCUCCACUAUAGGCCUCAUACCUGAGCCACUUGUAAUAAACCACAUGCUUGUCUUCUGUGGCCCUGUGACUGUGGCCAUGGAACAGUCAUGCUGUGCACCUUGUGACAUGGCCUCACAAGGAAAGUUGCCGCUUAGUCCCAGGGGAGAGCUGAAGUCCUCACCCCUGCCCCAAGCCAGCCACCCACCACUUUUCACAGGGACAAUGCUGACUGGGUCCAGGCUGCUGGGAGGCUGAGGGCAGGGAUAGCCCAGAAGUCAGUGACCUGAAUGCCCAAGUCAGCCCAGAGGUCUGAUUGCCUGCAGAUCCCUAUGUGUGUGACAGAGGAGUGAGCUGGGAGCCUUCUCCCUAAACCCCACGACAGAGGCCCAGAAGCCAUACUGGACCUCACAUCUGGGCAAGGUGGCUGCUGCCUGGACCCCACCUGGCUUUGGAGGUGGGCAGGCUGCGGUUCAGCAAGGCCUGGGCUUAGAGCUGCUCCCUGGCUCCUGAGUGAGGGGCAACAGUUACCUGCCUCUGUUUACCAUUGAUUGUUAAAUGCAAAAUUGAGAAAAGGUCUGCAUGUUUCCCUAGCUGCUGGGCAUGCAGGAUACCAAGUGUGAAACAUAAGAAGCUGGUGGGCCAGGAUCCAGUCAGUCUCCAGAGCCCAGGCAGCAUGUUUGAGGGGACUGCUUCAUCAAAAGCACAGGCUGUGGGAGAAGAGCCACCCCCAUUCUGCCACUUCUCAAACAGUGGCAGGAAGGAGGGCUGUGGUCCCCAGCUGCUCCUGCCGGCCCACAGCCCUAGGGAAUGGAAGUGGUUUGGUCCCUUCUUGCUCAAGUGAGUUGCUGCUAGGGAGGGAACCUUGAGCACAGUGGGCCUGGCCUUGGACUGGAUGGAAGG